AUGUGGGGAACUCUUCUGCUUCUCCACGUGCUUCUGCGGACACACGAGCUCACCGGUGUGGGCAGCCACACGGACGCUGACGGACCCACCCACGCCUUACCGUGUCCAGCUCUGCUCUGUGCCUCGCGCACACCCUUCCCAGGCGGGUCGCCUUUGAGCCGGAAGGGACGAGUCCGGGGACUGACCCAGGGCUACCCCGCUAAAAUGUCAGCAUUUAUGAGCGCCUUCAAGCUGGUGAGGCAUUUUACAUCGGUUUUCUCAUUUGUUCCUCGCAACGACCUUGUGAGGGUCACUGGGGCGCAGCCGGGAAAGGUGCAGGCGCGGGCGCUGACACACCCCUCGGACCUGCGCUCCCACUCCGGGUCACCACACGACCCUGACAGCAUGGGCACCCCAGGGCUUCGGCUCCUGCUGCUGCUGCUGCUGUUCCCCGGGCCCUCGCCAGCCUGGGCGCAGGGGGACCACGAGGACGAAGGAGACUACGAUCUCCCGGCGCUCGCCUUCUCCUCGAAGGAGGACAAUCAAACCGACCCGAUUCGGAAGCAGGCGCCGGCCGCCGCGGCUUUCUACCGCAGCAACAAGGUGGGCGCAGGGCCGAGACUGGAGCCUGGCAGGAGACCCCCAAGCCCCGACAGCCAGCCCGGGAGCAGCGAGCUGCCCGCGCUGAAGCUUAGAACGGCCCAUGCUGGAACUCGGAACAGCGUGGGCCAGCGAGGAUCGUGGGACUACCUGACGCCUUGCAACCCCCCAAAUUUUGUAAUUCCAGGAAGAAACGGGGUGGUGGUGGUGGCGGGGGAGAUCAAGCACACCUGGAGGCAUCCUGGCAAUUACCUGGUGAUUCUGAAAGAGGAAACGCACAAAUCUCAGAUGGAGCGCACCAUCCGCCGCCUCCAGGCUCGGGCUGCCAAGCAUGGCUACCUCACCAAGAUCCUCCACGUUUUCCAUGACCUCUUUCCUGGCUUCCUGGUGAAGAUGAGCAGCAACAUGCUGGAUAUGGCAUUGAAGUUACCGCAUGUUGACUACAUCGAAGAAGAUGCCUUUGUCUUCGCACAGAGCAUUCCCUGGAACUUGGACAGGAUUGUCCUGGCACCCUCCAGAUCAGAGGAAUACAGUCCACCCAACGAAGGCGACCAGGUGGAAGUGUACCUGCUGGACACCAGCCUCCAGAGCGGCCAUCGGGAGAUUGAGGGGAAGGUCGCCGUCACUGGCUUUGAGAGUGUCCCAGACGAGGACGGCACUCGCUUCCACAGACAGGCCAGUAAAUGUGACAGUCAUGGAACCCACCUGGCUGGCGUGGUGAGCGGCAGGGACGCUGGGGUGGCCAAGGGAGCCGGGGUCCGCAGCCUGCGGGUGCUGAACUGCCAAGGCAAGGGGACCGUGAGUGGCGCAGCCAUGGGCCUGGAGUUCGUCCGAAAGACGCAGCUGCUCCAGCCCUACAGUCCCCGGAUCGUCCUGCUGCCCUUCGCGGGGGGGCACAGUCGCGCCCUGAACGCCGCCUGCCGGCUCCUGGCGCGCUCGGGCGCGGCGGUGAUCGCGGCCGCCGGGAACUACAAAGACGACGCCUGCGCAUACUCGCCAGCUUCGGAACCCGAGGUCAUCACGGUGGGGGCCACCAACGCGCACGACCAGCCGGUGGCCAUGGGAGCCCUGGGCACCAACUUCGGCCGCUGCGUGGACCUCUUCGCCCCGGGGGAGGACAUCAUAGGCGCCUCCAGCGACUGUAGCACCUGCUUCACCUCUCAGAGUGGAACGUCCCAGGCAGCUGCCCACGUCGCGGGCAUCGCUUCCAUGCUCCUCAAUGCCGAGCCCAGCCUGACCGUCUCUGAACUGAGGCAGAGACUGAUCCAUUUCUCUGUCAAGAAUGUGAUCAAUGAGGCCAAGUUUCCUGAAGACCAGAAGCUGCUGACCCCCAACCUGGUGGCUGGGCUGCCGUCCAGGCUUGGAGCAGGUGAGAUUCCAGACCCUUCCAGAGGGCUCCUCCACUUCCUUCAGACCCUCCUUCUCUCCAUCCUUGGGCCUCUUGGGCCCUUCAGCACACCCCUGGUGACUGUGGCCUGUGAAGAAGGCUGGACCCUGACUGGGUGCAGCGCCUACUCCCCUGGCCCACACACCCUGGGCGCCUACCCAGUAGACAACACCUGUCUGGUUCAGAGCCAUGUUGGCAGCAGAGUAGGAAGGAGAGAAGGAGGAGGCCGGCCAACAGCCGCCAUCGUCAUCUGCUGCAAGAACAGACCUUUGCUGAGGGACCAGCAGAAUUCCCAGUGACACCUUUUGGCAGAGAAAAGAGGAAAGGAAGGAGCUUCUGCAUUCUGUGAAUUGGCCUCAGCCCGAGGAUGUCCCUGAGAUCCUUGGGGCUUCCCUCUUUUCGAAAUCUGGA
Molecule: messenger RNA, 2377 nt
Organism: Gracilinanus agilis (Agile Gracile Mouse Opossum)
Lineage: Eukaryota; Metazoa; Chordata; Mammalia; Didelphimorphia; Didelphidae
Gene: PCSK9
Product: proprotein convertase subtilisin/kexin type 9
Exons: 12
Coding region: 1-2265 (754 amino acids)
Biological process (GO): proteolysis
Molecular function (GO): serine-type endopeptidase activity
Source: RefSeq, a predicted model, not a curated record